This is a messenger RNA of Amaranthus tricolor (Joseph's coat), 1577 nucleotides long. RefSeq names its product protein trichome birefringence-like 42. The transcript is spliced from 4 exons. The record is from RefSeq and is a predicted model, not a curated record. The coding region runs from base 84 to 1481 and encodes 465 amino acids. NCBI's taxonomy places the organism in Eukaryota, Viridiplantae, Streptophyta, Magnoliopsida, Caryophyllales, Amaranthaceae. Gene Ontology annotation, cellular component: Golgi apparatus. Gene Ontology annotation, molecular function: O-acetyltransferase activity.
AUGCAUAUAUUUUUCUUAAAACAUAAUCCUACCACCACAACAUAACACACCCAAAACUAAAAACCUUCCAAAUUCAAAGUUAUAUGGAGUUGAGUUCAAGUGUCACCCUAACAUGGAAAUUUUGCACAAUAGUAAGUUUAUUGGGUUGCUUUAUUCUUGUCAUUUUCCUACACAAAAAUGAUCAAAUUCUUGUUACAACUACAAUUAGCGCGGUGCUAGAAUUAGCACCAACGACGCAACCGGAGGUGCUAAGCACAAUCGUUACACCCUCAAAACUUGCUAAUUAUAGUAAUUAUAAGACCGAAAAAGUUUCUAUUGUUAGUAACUUUAGUCGUAGUAAUGUAGUUGUUGAAACUCCGCCAUCUUCUUUUAAUCUUACGUACAUAAAGUCAAAAUAUAAAGAGAAAGCAACAAAACUGGUUAGGAAAAGGUGUAAUAUGUUUGAAGGGAGAUGGGUUUACAAGCCCGAAGCAAAUCCUAUUUAUAACGUAACAAGUUGUCCUUUCAUUGAAGAGAAGAUGAGCUGCCAAAGGAACGGGAGGCCCGAUUUCGAGUACGAAAAAUGGUCCUGGGAAGCUAGAGAUUGCAAGAUUCCGUUGCUAAAUGGAAGAGACAUGGUGGAAAAGUUUAGAAACAAAAGAGUGAUAUUAGUAGGAGACUCACUAAACAGAAACAUGUGGGAAUCUCUUGCUUGCAUUCUCUAUUCUUCCAUUCCCAAUCCUUCUUCAAUUGCUCAAAUUCAAAGUGAUGGUAAAAUGAUCAGAACAAUGUUAAAGGCAAAGGAAGAAUAUAAUUUCACAGUAGAGUUUUUUUGGAGUCCAUUUCUAGUAGAAUUGAAGAAAAACCAUGAAAGUGGGAAGAAAGUUCUUAUUUUAGAUAAACUCUCACCAAACUCAGAAUUAUGGGCUGGAGCUGAUAUUAUGGUGUUUAAUUCAGGCCAUUGGUGGACUCAACUUGGAAAAAAGAAAGCAUGGGAAUUGUUCGAAUACAAAGAGAAGCUAAUAAAGGAUAUGCCACUACAUAUAGCAUAUAAAAGAGGCAUGAAAACAUGGGCAAAAUGGAUCCAAAAAAAUGUGGAUCCAAAUAAAACAUCCCUUUUCGUUAGGGGUGUUUCAGCUGAACACUUAGAUAAACAAAGAAAUCAAUGGUGUUACACUAAAACUAAACCUAUUAUGGAUGAAUCCUACAAACCAUUUUUCCCUAGCUCAUUGAUCAAAUCUAUUGAGGGUGUGAUCAAAGGUAUGGGCGAGUCGCGGGUUAAAUAUUUGAACAUUACAAAAUUAUCUGAAUAUAGAAUCGAUGCACAUCCCUCAAUUUAUAGGUAUAAAGAUUGGAAAAUUCGGGCAAAUACAGAUAUAAGUAAUCUCACUUCGACUGCUGAUUGUGGGCAUUGGUGUCUUCCUGGCUUACCAGAUACUUGGAAUAGAUUGUUAUACGCUUCUCUUUACUUUGAUAUUUUAGCUGAUGUAUCUAACUCUUAGCUUAGAUUUUUUAAUAGAACAAAAUUAGUAUGAUUGAUUAUGUAUAAUAUUAUGACUUUAGUAUUGUUUUUAUGAGUAUCUAAUUACUAUUAUUAU